Molecule: messenger RNA, 1560 nt
Organism: Penicillium maclennaniae
Lineage: Eukaryota; Fungi; Ascomycota; Eurotiomycetes; Eurotiales; Aspergillaceae
Product: glycosyltransferase domain-containing protein
Exons: 2
Coding region: 1-1560 (519 amino acids)
Source: RefSeq, a predicted model, not a curated record
AUGCAAUCACCGAGGCGCUGGCAAUGGGCCGGCCUUGCUGGAUUUCUUAUAAUUGCUUUUAUCGCCUUGAUUCAAUAUGGAUUGCCGGUCGCCCGGCAACCGAUUCCAGUAUCUCUUGACUUCAACGCAACGGCCGCGGUUGAGAAUUCGACAAUAACCUUAGACUCAGCAAAAGCAUCGCCUGGCACAUCGCGAUUCCAUCUUUUGAUACCAGCUACCGGGUCUAACCAUCAACUAUGCCGAACUGUUGCUUCCGCUACCAUUCUUGGGUAUCCUGUACCCGUUUUCAACGGCUGGAAGAAAGAGGGCGAUCUGGACGCGUCCAAGACUCAUUUAGCCAAAGUUCGCAAUGUCAUGCUCUACUUAGAGAGUCUCCCAGCCUCUUCCGACGAUGAUCUGGUCCUCAUGAUCGAUGGUCUCGAUGUUACCUUCCAGCUACCCCCAGAUGUCUUGAUCGAGCGAUACUUCGCCAUCAACAAGGCGGCAAGCGCGCAAAUAGCGGCGCGAUUUGGUAAUGAAUAUAUCGAGAGUCUUUCGCCCGCUGACGCACCUCGACAAACGAUUCUUUUUGGCCCCGAGAAAGUCUGCUAUCCCACCGACUGGGCUCGGGUAGGAUGCUGGGCAAAUACCCAAAACAUCGGCAUUCCCAACGGUGCCUUCGGACCCGAUGACGGGCAGCUCAGCCACAACUUGCCCCGAUGGCUCAAUUCUGGCACUAUCAUGGGACCCGUGGGGGAUAUGCGUCGCCUCUUCGCAGCGACCCUGGAUCGUAUCAAGGAGUUCUAUGACCCGAAUCAGGAUUUCAGCGACUCUGACCAGAAGUAUAUGAGCGAUCUUUUCUUCCACGGCGAUGUUGAUCCAAAGCACGUUGUGCCGCCCGGCGGGCCUAACAAAGUGGUCCCUCCUUACGCGCGAGAUCAAUCCAAAGAGCUGCACGUUGGAGUUGAUUAUCGAUCUGGUCUCUUUCAGACCAACGCCGGCUCGGAACAUGUCGUCGAAUUUCUCACCUACAACGAGACCGGGGCCAGCAAUACCACCUCGGCAGCAAGGGUAACUCGCAACAUCAGCGAAGCCCCAAACUUCACACCCUUCAAGAUCCAACUACCUGCCAACGUGGCCAGAUCGAUUACUGCAUUAUUCAAAUCGAUCGCUCAUGCCGUGGAUCCCAUCCCCAGCGUUAGCGAACUCCGCCUUGGAACAAACAUCGUAACCAGCAACAUCUACGGCAUGUACCAUUGGACAGGGGACAAAGAUGACAUGGACACCCUGUGGCAGAAAAUGUGGUUUUACCCUUACGUGCGACCGCUAUUUAAUGCAGCAGUUGCAGCGAUGAAGGCCGGCCAACCCAUUGGUGUCGCGGAUGAUCGUACAUGGGUAUCUGCUCACAAGCUUGCUCCAAAUUCUACCGGUAUCGAAGGUACUCAGGCUGCUGGAGCCUGGGCUGAUAUAGAUGGAGGUUGGCUUGGGUGGGAAGAGCUUUGUGGGAAUUAUGAAGUUGAGGUAUUUGGCGCACCUGAGUCUUCGAAGGUAUUUGGCGCACCCGAGACUACGGAGGGUUGA